CCGACAUGCCGCGCGCGAGUUUUGUGUUUUGCUACGUAAACGUAACAACUAGCGAACUGCUAGCUUUUAUUUCUGAAUUGUUUUUCGCUACGUUUUGCGGACUGUUAUCAACAUUUGGUUUGGAGUUUUACCGCAGCAUUACUAGUUCGUGAUGGUGCGCUAUAUAACAAACUUUACGCGUUGUCUGACUGACGUGGAAUGGAUUUUUUCAUAAACAACAUGUAUGACGGCUUUAAAGAUGAAAUCUGGAAAGAGCUGGGCCCGUUGGACCCAAACUGGUUUGAGGAACUGACAGCCCAAGCUUCUCUUGAUGAAGGGAAUGUCUUGGAUAAUGAUGACCUGUGCGCUAAUCAAGAGGGUAAUUUCAAAGCUCCUGUGGAGAAGCCGGCAACAGAAAGCCAACUGUUUUCAACCCCUAAAGUUUUCAGACACAGGCGAAUUGUGUCGUCUGACACUGAGGAUGAGCCGUCGUUCACAGCUGCACAAGAAAAAGAAACACUACCAUGGACGGCAACGCAAAGUCCUUGUUUGUUUCAGGUGUCAAAACAUAGUGUCUCAGGCAUAAAAUGUGUCCUACCUCAAAGUGAGGAGAGAUUUGAUGUUCUUGAUACCCCAAAAGCCUCAGCCCGCUAUGACAAGCAUAUUUCUGAAAGUCUCGGUGCACAGAUCAAUCCUGAUAUUUCUUGGACCAGUUCUCUGAAUACACCACCAGCAUUGCCAUCUACCCUGAUUUUAUCUAAAAAUGAUGAGAGUCCCUGCCCAGUGAGUGUUACUGGAGACAGAAAUGUUGUUUUUGUACGGAAGCUUUUCCCUUCACUUUCAAAUUUCUCACUUAAGACACCGAAAAAAAGCACCGUGUCUUCUAGUUCCCAAGGUGCUGUUUUUCCUGUGGCGAGUGGCUGCCCUGACUCUCCAUUGAAGAGUGAAAGUCAUUGGCAACAGAAAGUCCCAGAUGCCGCUGAAGGAGAAGAAGUUUGUAGGGCAGAUGGACCUAAAAAUGCUCCGUCUGAUUUCUUUGUUAACAGCAGUUUGGCUCUGAGAAAAGUGAAACCUGACAGAGUUAAACGUAAGCAAAUAAUGCUGACAAAUGUAGCCGUUUGCAGCCGUGAAGAUCUCUCAGAAGCAGACAAUGGUGGAUGCAGUGAUGUGGCAGCUGCUAAUCUGGAGUCUGGUGGAUUACCUUCAACCCCAUUGGUUAAAACUGGAGAUACAGCAAUCAGCCAAUGGUCCCCUUUAAGUUUAUCUGAAAUCUCAUCUUGUUCUGUGGGUAGCAGUAAAACACUGCAAGGUGACACGGAUUCUGUCCGGCUCCCCGGACCAUCAUCGAACAUCACAGACUCUGGAUUUAUUAGGAAAAAGAGAACAUUUGUUUACAUCGUUGCAGCUACAAAGUCACAAGUUGAAAGCCAAGACUCUGAGUUCCAGAAGACGGGUCCCUCACCAAAGCCCUCAGAUUGUGAACAAGAAGUGAACACUGAGUCAUUGCAGGUCACCCCAGCUAAAGCAGAGUGUCAGAGGACUGAAAAUCAAAGAGAACUAGUAGGAGAAACCAUAACUUCCUCUGUAGGCACAAAACUUCAGGAUAUCGACAUGUCUCAACUUUGCAGAGAUUUUGCACAGGAAUUCAACCAAAUGCCUGACUUAAAAAUUGCAGAUGACACUCAAAGUAACUUCUCUCCUGCAGCUUGUCUAUCUGCUAUGAAACAAGCAAAACAGAAAGCAAAGCAAGAAAACCUUCCCAAUGCCUGCAGUAGCAUCUGUAACAACAGGCACAUGACUACUAGUUGUCAACCUUGCUCAAUCGGUGAAGGCACAAUGUUUGACAGCGGUUUCCAGACUGGUGUAGCAGACGUCACUCAUAUGACUUCCUUGUCAUUUGGUCUUCCUCACUUAGAGAAUGUUGGCAGAGGCCGACCUUUGUUGGGCUUCAAAACCGAUGAGCAUCAUUUUCCAUCAACAAAUGGAAGUGGAAAAGUAAAAGUUGACACUGAACUGCCUCGGCAGAGAUCUAGCAAAGGGCAGACUCCGGACCAUGGAAAAGAAAUCCAGUUGCACAUAGAGAGCACAUCAACAAGGCAGUCGUGGUGUAGAGAGAAAACUGCUGAUGACAGUAAGUGUGGUCAGCCAGAAAGAACUCCUGUUUCUCUUCCAUCCUCCAAUGCAUCAGGAUUCAAAACCGCUUCAAAUAAAGGCAUACGCAUUUCCCUCGCCAACCUGGAGAGAGCCAAGCGUCUUUUUGAAGAGACUGAAGAUAAAAAGACUUUUCGUGACCAUGGCACCAAAACCAACCAUGCCAUUAAUGAUAAUAGUAACUUUAGUCCUGAAACAAUGAAAAAUUCACCAACUAACUCAAACCCACCACCCUAUGAUGGGAAGUCAUUUAAACAUAUUAGUUCCCAAUUAACAGCCUCAGAAAAAGCUGACGUGACAGAACUUUGCUCUCUCUUAGAAGAGGCAGACAGCCAGUUUGAAUUUACACAAUACAAACCUGCAAAAAAUAUACAAAACCAUCAAGAUAAAAAAGAAGACUCUGGUUCAGAUAGUGGAAAGCAUCCAGAAGUCACUGUUAUGAGUGAAAAAAUACCCUCAGUUGUAGAAAACAGAACAAAUGGCAUGAAUAAAUACACAGAAAUGUCAGUGUCAGCUUCUUUAGAUUCGUUGUCGGAGAACAUUUCUGAAGACAGGAAAUGUCUAAAGUUAGGUGAACCAAAUAUUCUUCCAGGCAAUAAGGAUACUAGCGAGCUGGAGAACAACAGUACUGUGAUGCAUGGUGAGGCUUUUAGGAAGGCAGAGGGAAAUGUUUUGAAAGUCUCUAAAACAUGUCUGAGCAAAGCAAGAGCUUUGUUUGCAGAUCUGGAGAAUAACUUGACAGAUCAGAAACCAUCUGUUAAGCAGAACAAGGAGAAUGCUGCCAAAACAGAACAGAAAUGUAACGUGGGUUCUGACAUGUGCAAGAAGGAUUCAGCUUUCAACCUCAAAGAAAGCUGUGAUGUAGGGAAUAACUUUGAGAAUUGCUUUUCCAAAUUAGGAGUUGUCUGUUCAAGUAAACAUGUCAUAAUUUUUGGAGAUAAGCAUGACACCAAAGGUUUGAAAAAGAAUGAAGCUGACACAAAAAUGGGUGAAAGUGGAUUCAGAAUGGCAAGUGGGAAAGGAAUCUCCAUUUCAGCUAGAUUCAUGCAAGAGGCAGAUGCGUUUUUUAAAGACUGUCAGGUAAUGGGGCAUGAAGAAGAUGAGAACAUAAAGGCUCCUCAGCCUCCGCCAGAAAGCGCUGUAAUCAAGAAAAGCUUUUCAAACCUAAAAAGCCAGCAGGUCAGCAUUUCUAAAGAGAGAGGCGCUGGGUGUACUAAGCUUGAUGAUGUAAAUGCAGGGCUGAUCGCACAUCACACAAAAGGACCACAUCUGGAUGAAGUGGAAAUGGACAGCAAGUUUACAUCAGCUUUGAAGAAUGAAGAUGGAAAACCAUCUUCAACUUCAAAGCCAUUUUCUAUGCUUCGCACAUCAAAGAGCAUUGAUUCGUCUGCUUUCGAAGAAUUGCGCCCAGGUGAUGGGUUCUGUACAGCUUCUGGGAAGAACGUUUUCGUGUCUGCUGCUGCAAUGAGGAAGGCUGAAUCUCUUUUGAAUCAGAUCCACACCCCUGAGGAGAUAAACAAUCAACCUAAUCAAAAAGAAAAGACGUCAAAAUGCCAUGAGAGCUCAAAAAUAGAUAAUGGUGGUUUUCAAACUGUUAGUAGGACAAAAAGUGCAAUUUCAUCAGCGGCUCUAAAGAAAGGCGGGUUUUUUGCAGCCAGUGGUAAACCUGUCGUGUUGUCAUCUGAAGCCUGGGAGAAGGCAAAGGCAUUAUUCAGUGACAUCAGUUUGAAAAUGGAUAAUGUGUCAGAAACUGCUCCGGCAAGGAGGGAUAAGAAACAUGAAAAGUAUCAAAGUAUUGCAGAGAUUAUAAACAACCGUGAUUUCACAACUGCAGAUGGAGUGAAGGACCAUGUGUCACAGAAAAGUCUUUUAAAAGUGAAAGAUCAUUUGAAAGAAUUUGAUAAUUUGGUUUUAGCCAAAGCAAUGCAAGAGGAAGAUGCUCUCUUCACUGACUGUGAUCUGGGAAGCAACAGUGCAAUGUUGGACAGUGUGAGCAAGAAGGAACAUCUUGAAAAACCUUUUCCAGCUCAAAGGGUUAUAAUAAACAUUUCUGAAGAGGUUGGGAAAGGAUGCUUCAGGGAUACAGAACAACAAAAAGAAAACAUUUUACCUCAAGUAAGCUAUGGAUUUAAGACCGCCAGCGGGGGAAGAGUUGAUGUGUCAUUUGAAGCUCUAAAGAGAGCAGAAACCUUGUUAGGUGAGUGUGUAGGAGUCGAGGAGAAAAGAAAUGCAGCACCGCCGGAAUCCAAUGCGAUUACUCUUCCACUCAGAAAUGGUGGAUUUCAAUCUGCCAGUGGUAAAUCUGUUCUACCUUCAUCAGAGUCCCUUGGAAAAGCAAAGUCUCUCUUCAGUGACAUCAGUCUUGGUGCAGAGGACCCAAACAUUUCACAGACAAGGAUAAGUAGCAAGAAUCAAGACAGUACUAACAAUACAGAGAAAAUAUGUUGUGGUUUUACAACUGCAAGAGGAGAAAAAGUUGAUGUGUUGCAGAAAAAUCUUCAAAAGGCAAAAGUCCUUUUUAAAGAACUUGAUGAUCUGGUUUUAACCAAAGAGGUACAGGAUGAAGACGCUUUCUCCGCAGACUGUGAUGUGGGCAUUAAUAAUGAAAUGUUGGGAAAGGACACAAAAUGUAAAGUUAACGUGGGAGGGAGCAAAAGGGCCACUGUUGAAAAAUGUUAUCCAGAUGACAAAAUGAGGUCAAACAUUUCUAUGGAGGCUGGAUGCUCCAGGGAUUUAGACAAACAAGGGGAACAAAGAGAAGACAUUUUACCACAAGCAGGCCGUGAAUUUCAGACAGCCAGUGGGAAAAGAUUUGCUGUUUUGUCUGAAGCCCUAAAGAGAGCAGAAACCGUUUUAAGGGAGUUUGAAGGAAUUGAGGAUAAAACAAAUGCAAUUGUGUCACAAUUCAAGGCUACUGCUCCUCCACUCAGAAAUGGUGGGUUUCAUUCUGCCAGUGGUAAACCAAUAGCACUUUCGACUGAGGCUGUUGAAAAGGCAAAAUCCUUCUUUGGUAACAUGACUUUCAGUGCAGAAGACCCAGAUUUUUCACAAACAAAGAAAACUGAUGGGAAACAAGGCAGUCAGAACAAAACUGAGAAAAUCUGUUGUAGGUUUACAACUGCAAGGGGAGAAAAAGUUGACGUGUCGCAGAAAAAUCUUCAAAAGGCAAAAUUCCUCUUUAAGGAGCUUGAUGAUUUAGCUUUAACAAAAGCAAUGCAAGAUGCAGAUGACAUUUUCAAAGAAGAGGAAGGCUGGACCUUGGAAGGUAACUGUAAAAUAUUAUCAGAACAAACUAACAAAAUACCUGUUAAUGAAAGUGGCAGCAUAAAGGGAAACAUGUCCAAACCAAAUGAAAGGGAAACGGGCAGUAUUUGUGAAGAGCCUAAAAAUGGUUCCAUCAAAGCAAAACAAAACAAAGGCAGCUCUUUGCCAGCGCUGAAUGGUGGAUUUCAGACAGCCAGUGGGAAAACAGUUGCUGUUUCAUGUGAAGCUCUCUCAAAAGCAAAACUUCUGCUGAGUGAAAACAAGGCAGAUGAGGAUAGGACUUGUGUUUCAUUGCCACUUUCUGAGCCUCCGGUUACAGAUCCAGGUCUCACCAAUGGUGGGUUUUUUGCAGCAAGCGGUAAACCUGUGGCAUUUUCAUCUAAGGCCUUACAGAAAGCAAAGACUUUCUUUGGCUACAUCAGUCUGAAUGCCGCUCUUCCACACACAGGUGAAGAAAAUGUUCAUGUGUCAGAGAAAAGCCUUUUGAAAGCAAAUCUUUUGAGAGAGCCUGCUAAAGGGGAAGGCCAAUAUUCAUUCUCAAGAUCAGCAAACCUACAAACUCCUGUAAAUCCAGAAUUAUCAAAUGUAAAAAAUCCUGAAAGAACCUCAACCCUCAAGUCUUCUCCAACAAGUGCAAAUAGAAAGAACCACUCUGGAGUUAAGUCGUUUCUUUCAGUAGCAGACAGCCGGAGUGACAGCCAUGAGGAAGUAAAGUCACGCUUGUUGGUUUGUGAUUUAAGUACUAAAAACAGCAUCAAGAUAUCUGAAGUUACAGGAACAAAUGAGUCUUCAGACCCAGAACUUCAGUCAUUAAACCUCACUGGCUGCUCAGAAACCCAGCACAGGUUUUUUGCCCAGGAAGCUUUGGAUUGCACAAAGGCCUUACUAGAAGAUGAAGUUCUAGUUGGCCGAACUCUGUUGACGACUGCAGAACAUUUCCAACUGCCAGAAGACCAAGAAUCAAACGGCAAAUCUACUGAAGACGACAAAAGGAGGAAAAGGAGAAGUUCUGAAGAUGUAACUGCUCAGCCCCCUUCUAAAAGAAGAUUACUGGAAGAGUUUGCCAGAACCACUGAUGGUCCAAGAAGUUCAGGACUCCAUCCUGUAAAAAGUUGUCCAAAUGGUUUAAUGGACAGGGGAGUUUUCAAGUACAGUGCCUCUCAUCAUCCAAAUGUCACAAGGCCACACAGCUUUGUGGACGCAAGACUACAAAGGUCAACACAAACACAUCAUUCAGACCCAGGAGGUGGAAGAUCCGCACCUUCCAAGAUGCCGGCAUUUGUUCCACCGUUUAUCAAAAACUCAAAGAGAGAUAUUCCUAAGAAUCCAGAGGCCGAAGAUCGCAAAAGAGCCCCUGCGUUUGUUCCACCGUUUAAAAAACAAAGGGUUGUCCUACAAGGGGUGGCCCUUGACCAACAGGAGGCCAAUAAGCAACAUCAUUCCUUAUUAUUGGAGUCUAACAGCAACAAAGAUGCACCACUUACUAAAAACUCUCACAGCUCUACAGAUGUUAUCCCUUUAGUCAAUUCUUCAGUCACUGAUAUUGUGAUUAAUCAAAGUGUUCCCGUAAAUGUGGGGCCAGUCAGCUGUACGGAAAUGUUACCUGUGGAUGACAGGCUUUCUAGAAGCCAAGACAUAACUCAGAACAUUGAGCUGGCCCGGGAUAUGCAGGACAUGAGGAUCAGGAAAAAGAAGCGCCAGACCAUUCGACCGCUACCUGGGAGCUUAUUUCUGACAAAAACCUCAGGGGUGGAGAGAAUCCCAUUAAAAGUUGCAUUAAAUGGACGUAACCCAGGAAGAUACUCUGCACAAGAGCUGUAUGAGUGGGGAGUCCAUAAGCAUGUUCCAGAGAUCACCUGUGGGAACGCUGAAUCGUUUCGCUUCAAUUUGCUGCAGUUCGUCAAACAGGAAUCAUUAGCAGAUGGAGGUGGCGUUCAGCUCGCUGAUGGAGGCUGGUUGAUCCCCAGCAAUGACUGGACAGCAGGAAAAGAGGAAUUCUAUAAAGCAUUAUGUGACACUUCUGGUGUAGAUCCUAAACUGAUCAGCCAGCAGUGGGUGUACAAUCACUACAAGUGGAUUGUGUGGAAGCAAGCUUCUAUGGAAAAAUCUUUUCCAGAAAUGAUUGGCAGCCUCUGCCUCACCCCAGAUCAGGUUCUCCUACAGCUGAAGUACAGAUAUGAUGUAGAGGUGGACCACAGCCGCAGGCCAGCUCUGAGGAAGAUCAUGGAAAGGGACGACACACCUGCCAAAACUCUUGUUCUGUGUGUCUGUGAGAUCGUCUCCAGAGGUCACUCCCUAAAUGUACACAGCCGCAGCUACACCAAGACACCAAAAAGUGCUGAAACCAAAGUGGAAACUCAAUUUGCAGUCAUCCAGCUUACAGAUGGUUGGUAUGCCAUUAAAGCACAGCUGGAUGAACCUUUGACUGCAAUGCUUCACAAAGGUCAGCUUGCUGUUGGUGGCAAAUUGAUAAUCCAUGGAGCUCAACUGGUGGGGUCCCAAGACGCUUGCUCCCCUUUGGAGGCACCGGAUUCUCUCAUGUUGAAGAUAUAUGCCAAUAGCACUAGGCGUGCACGGUGGGACACUAAGCUGGGAUUUCACAGAGAUCCACGACCAUUUCUGCUUCCGAUCUCCUGCUUAUAUAGUAAUGGUGGGCCAGUUGGAUGUGUUGAUAUUAUCAUACUCAGAAGCUACCCCAUUCAGUGGAUGGAGAGGAAAUCAGAUGGAGGUGUUGUGUUUCGGUCUGCUCGGGCAGAAGAGAAGGAGGCGAGACGCUUCAACAGCCUCAAACAAAAAGCAAUAGAGAUGCUGUUUGCCAAGGUUCAAGCUGAAUUUGAAAAAGAGGAGGAAGGGAGUAUCAAACCUCAGCGCAGAAGGCAAACAAUCAGCAAGCAGGAUAUUGAGAACUUGCAGGACGGGGAAGAAUUGUAUGAAGCAGUCGGAGAUGACCCUGCUGACCUGGAGACUCAUUUAAAUGAACAACAGCUGGAGACUCUUCGUGCCUACAGGUGUUCACUGAUGGAGAAGAAGCAGGCUGAGCUGCAGGACAGAUAUCGUCGUGCCCUGGAGGCAGAGGACAAUGAAAAGAGCUGUCCAAAAAGAGACGUGACACCUGUAUGGAGAUUCUGCAUUGCUGACUCAAGAGUCCAGUCCAGCUGUGUUUAUCAGUUAAAUCUUUGGCGGCCUUCUUCAGAUCUUCAGUCUUUACUGAAGGAAGGUUGUCGAUUCAAAGUGUAUAACCUUGUUGCGUCUGAUGGAAAAAAACGUAGCAGCGUUGAAACUGUUCAGCUGACCGGGACAAAGAAAACACAGUUCCAGGAACUUCAGGCGUCCCAAGAAUGGCUGUCAUCGCGUUUCCAGCAAAGAGUUUCCACAAACUUUGUAGAUCUUCAAAAUGAGGAAUUCAAGCCCCUGUGUGGAGAUGUUGAUCUCAUAGGAUAUGUCAUCAGUGUUAUAGAUCAACAGGGUUCCUCUCCUGCAUUUUAUUUGGUUGAUGGGAAACUGAAUUUUGUGAAAGUGCGCUGUUUCUGCAGCUUGUCUCAGGCCGGCCUUGAAGAUGUGCUAAAACCACGUGUCCUGUUGGCACUGAGCAACCUGCAGCUCAGAGGCCAGUCUAUAUACCCCACUCCUGUUGUGUAUGCUGGAGAUCUGACUGCCUUCUCUACAAACCCCAAGGAGAUUCAUCUACAGGAAUCCCUUUACCAACUCAAAAACAUAGUCCAGUGUCAGGACAACUUCUUUCUAACUGCUGAGGAAAAACUGGCACAUAUAGUUAAGUCUGAUGGCAUGAACUCUGUCUGCUCUCCAUCUUUGCAACCACAAACACCAGUCUCUGCAACAGAUAGAAGACAAGACUCAAAGACAAGUGUGACCUUUCAGAAACCAGUUAGAAGCCUUGGAUCAUUUACACCUGUCAGCAGUAACCUUCCUGCAGCAACAUCUUCAGCAGAAAAAGACCCUAAAAGCCUGAAAAGAAAAAGGGCUUUGGAUUAUCUUUCUCGCAUCCCGUCUCCACCGCCUAUUUCUCCCCUGGGCUCAGUAGUUUCACCUUGUGUAAAUAAAACAUUCAACCCCCCUCGGAGGUCUGGGACACCUAGCACUUUAAAACCUGUACAGACUGCUGCACCAAAACCAGCUGAUUCUCUGGUGGAAGAUGAGUGGGUGAACGAUGAGGAACUGGCAAUGAUUGAUACUCAGGCAUUGCAUGUUGGCAGUUUAUUUUAGUUUUUACUUGUCAGUUAACAACAGGACAAUUUUUUUAAACACUGUACAAAUGUAUGACUGUAAAAAACUGAAAGCUGCUUAGAACAUGUAUCCUGUGGUUGUAUUUGUCAUGUUCUUAAACAUAUUAAAGUAUCAAAAUUGCUUUUCA
Girardinichthys multiradiatus is the source of this 9766-nucleotide messenger RNA. It is a transcript of the gene brca2, whose product is annotated as BRCA2 DNA repair associated. Gene Ontology annotation, cellular component: nucleus. The coding region runs from base 199 to 9618 and encodes 3139 amino acids. Gene Ontology annotation, biological process: regulation of DNA-templated transcription; double-strand break repair via homologous recombination. Lineage: Eukaryota; Metazoa; Chordata; Actinopteri; Cyprinodontiformes; Goodeidae. The transcript is spliced from 27 exons. The record is from RefSeq and is a predicted model, not a curated record.